Heterocephalus glaber (naked mole-rat) is the source of this 1620-nucleotide messenger RNA. RefSeq names its product corepressor of RBPJ and splicing regulator (gene Cirsr). Gene Ontology annotation, cellular component: nucleus. Gene Ontology annotation, biological process: negative regulation of DNA-templated transcription. Gene Ontology annotation, molecular function: transcription corepressor activity. The record is from RefSeq and is a predicted model, not a curated record. Lineage: Eukaryota; Metazoa; Chordata; Mammalia; Rodentia; Bathyergidae.
ACUUUUGACCCCGGAAGUUCCCCCGUCGCCCCUGGAGGCUCACUUCCGGUUAGGCGGCAGAGUUUGUUUACGUUUCACACAGAUCUAGGCGUUCCCUUCUGCAGCUGGGAUUCCAAGAUGGGGAAGUCCUUCGCCAACUUCAUGUGCAAAAAGGACUUUCAUCCUGCCUCCAAAUCUAAUAUCAAGAAAGUAUGGAUGGCAGAACAGAAAAUAUCAUAUGAUAAGAAGAAACAAGAAGAAUUAAUGCAGCAGUAUCUUAAAGAACAAGAAUCAUAUGAUAACAGAUUGCUUAUGGGAGAUGAACGUGUAAAGAAUGGCCUUAAUUUCAUGUAUGAGGCCCCACCAGGAGCUAAAAAGGAAAACAAAGAGAAAGACGAAACAGAAGGAGAGACAGAAUACAAAUUUGAAUGGCAGAAGGGAGCUCCACGUGAAAAAUAUGCCAAAGAUGAUAUGAAUAUCAGAGAUCAGCCCUUUGGUAUUCAGGUUCGAAAUGUGAGGUGCAUUAAGUGUCAUAAAUGGGGUCAUGUCAACACAGAUCGAGAGUGUCCUUUGUUUGGUCUUUCUGGAAUCAACGCAAGUUCAGUUCCCACUGAUGGCUCAGGGCCAUCAAUGCACCCCUCGGAGCUAAUAGCGGAGAUGAGAAACAGUGGGUUUGCACUGAAACGAAAUGUACUGGGGAGAAACUUGACCGCAAAUGAUCCAUCACAGGAGUACGUUGCAAGUGAGGGUGAAGAAGAUCCAGAAGUUGAAUUCUUAAAGUCACUAACAACCAAACAAAAACAGAAACUUCUCAGGAAAUUGGACAGGCUUGAAAAGAAAAAUAAGAAAAAGAAAAAAGACAGAAAAAAUAAAAAGUUACACAAGGGCAGAAGUAAACACAAAAAACAUAAACACAAAUCAUCCUCUUCCCCCUCUUCCUCCUCUUCUUCCUCUUCCUCCUCUUCCUCCUCUUCCUCUUCUUCCUCUUCCUCUUCAGAGACUUCAGAAAGCAGUAGUGAGAGUGACAAUAAAGGAAAGAAAAUAGAAAAGAAAAACAAGUGUUUAGGAAGUCACAACAGUGCUUCUGAAGAGAAGUCUAAGAAGAGAAAACUUUCUGAAGAGCCCUCAAGCAGUCACAGUAACAAGGAAAUGCCUAGGUUUCUAAAACAAGAGAGUUCUGGGGAGAAUAGCAGAUGGAGCCGGUCUACUUCUGACCGGAAGUGCAGAAGCCGCCGUCUUUGCCCAGAGAAGGGAGGAGCUGAAAGAAAUGAGGGAAGCCGCAGCAGGAUCAAGAGGAGAAGAAGCCGGAGCCGGAGUCCUGCUAGUUACAAGCAAAGGGAGCUAAGGAGACAGUCCCAGUGGAGUCCCAGGGAAGGGCGGAAUAGAACAAGUGACACCAGGAGCCAUGGCUCAGAUAGAUACAGAGAGAAAGAGCGCACAGAGGGCACUGAGGAGAUAAGCGCUGAAGGGACAUGGAGAAUGAAGCAGAAGUAGGGAGAGAAUAAAGAGACCGUGUGUGACAGUUACCUGCAAUAAAUAUAUCUCUACUUUUCUUAUUGAAUACUGUACCUUUAGCAAAGGCUAAAGUAUGUACUGCCAUCUUUCUAAUAAAGCACUAUUUUGGUUUCCCAUCUCUCUAAA